Rhipicephalus microplus (southern cattle tick) is the source of this 5066-nucleotide messenger RNA. RefSeq lists its product as uncharacterized. NCBI's taxonomy places the organism in Eukaryota, Metazoa, Arthropoda, Arachnida, Ixodida, Ixodidae. The record is from RefSeq and is a predicted model, not a curated record.
GCGAAUGAUCGGCUGCGUCAGUUUGAGUUGCUGUGCGUACCGUGAUUUACAAAGAUGAGUUUGGAUCAAUGCACUUCACGUAAAAUUGGUAUCACGUCCUAGAAUCGCCUUUACGAUGCCACUAAGAAAGCUAAAGUUUAGUAGUAAAACUAGUCUAAGCAAAGAGCGUUAGAUAUGUCGAUGUGAUCAGCAUGGCUGUCAAGGAGGUCACGGAAACCCAAUCAAAAUGGGACGGCCCAUUGUUAAAAGGAGAGGGGAAGCGGCAGCCCAUCAUCUUGCAACAAAGCGUCACCAUGCUGGCCUAUAUGGACAAGGAGAACCGAUCUGUAGCGCAGCAAGGUACGCAGCAGCAGAGUGGUUCGUUUCUAGACUCCUUCGUCACUGGCCACUCCAGGGACCUGCCAAUCCUGAUAGGAGCCGCUAUGGGUGCUGUGGGACUCAUUGUGAUCAUCCUGGCUGUAGUCGUGGUCUGGCACUGCUGUUCAAGGAAAACCAGCAAUGAUAAAGCAUAUGUUGUGGAGAACCUGAGCCGCAGCAGCAGUGUAUCAAGACCACCACCUGCAAGUAUGGUACAGAGUGAUUCUGUGAUCUUCCUGAGUGCAAAGCCUCAACACACUGCUGGCACCCGGCUGAGAGGAACUACACUAGAUGGAAAUAGCUCGGUUGAGAGCAUGUCACAGCUGCAUUUUGGGCAUCAUGGCUGUAUGGGAGAUGUUGGAGGGACACGUCCCUUGAGCGAGUGUGGAGUUCAUACGGUGGAUGUACCCUACACUCAGCCAUCGUCUGCAGCCAGUCUUGAUGGUGAGGUUACUCUGCAGGUGCCUUCACUCAGCCAGUGCAGCUCGUAUAGCCACAGAGGUUUCGAGGACUCGUACUAUAAUGUAUACGGGAGCAAUGACCUAGCGCUGAAAACCAGAAGCCUUCCUUCAUGGGGCCGCGCUAAGCAGCGUCCCCUGUCCACGGAGGAUGACUUGAGUGAGCUGUAUGCCAAGGUGAAUUUCAGCAAACGACGCAAGAACCGCAUGCGCAAUGACAGCGCAGCUGCCAUUGCCGCCACACGCAGCUUUCAGAACCAGCAGUGCUAUCUGUCACCCUUCCACACACUGCCAUCUGCACACACUGACACCGAUUCACUCGUCGACAAUGAGGCUGUGGUAGUUUAUGAUGAACGCACUGCCGUCUGAAGCCUGUCCUCGUUUCCAUCAGCUGCAUCAGCCAUGAGAGUGGGGAACCUUGCUGGCCUUGCAUCACAAGCAGGGACCAACAUUCGUGAAUUUGGCAUGACCCUUGUGUCUCUCUUUUCGAGCCUUCAUCGAAAGGGUUUUAGGCUCCUGUAGCUUUGUCACAAAUGUUACGUCAAUUACCUUAUCAAUGCCCUUAUAUAUACGACUAUAACGCAUCAUUUGUGCAUAUUAAUGGGAAAAUUUUGUUUGACUUUCUUUAAUUUCCCUGUCUAUUAACGAAUAGUAUUGCAUUGCAUUCAAAUUAUAAUUGGAUUAUUGCUAUUAUUUACGCUAUUCUAAGUUUUGUUGUUUUUCUUGUUUGUGACUUUCCUAUAUAAGUGGGAUGGCAAUUUACUCUGACUUUAAUGCAGUUGACUGUAUAACUGCGAUACGGGUUGCCAUUAGAAUUGUCAAUCAAAAAUCAAUUGUAAGGUAUAUUGCACCUGUGUUUCCACAGGCCACAGUUACAAUUAUAUGAACUGACUGAUUGCUUGGACCUGAAGGAAAUCGCAAGCGAUGUUUGGAGUCUGGAAGCCUGUCAGUCAGAAAAAUGAAUUUGAAAGAAAAAAUUUCAAUUCUUUCUGUGUUUCAAGUCUUCAGAAAUUUUGUAAAUGCACGUAUUGUUUCAUCUCUUAUUAAAUCUUGCAUUAGUGCAGACCCAAGGCUCACUUGUGGCCCAUCCCACACAUGAUGGUCUUCAUUUUGUAUAUAUUUUAUUUUCUUAACAAGUACGUUCAUAAACUACACAGAUGUGACUUGAGCAUUUUAUGCAUCAAGGGUGUAGCCAAAAAACAUUUCAUUAUUUUUACAAAAAUUUGGAAGUUUGUUAUUUGUACAGAGUUAAUUUCAGCAUAAGGGUAUGCUGUGCAAGAGGGUUGUGGGGGUGAGGCCUCCACUCCUCCUUGUGGAGGAGCUUGGUGCAUGAGGAGGGCACAAGAACCCCUGCUCUUUUCUAUAAUUGAUGCUGCUGAUAUCAUACUACUAGGUUCUCAUGACGCACUCUUUGAUGCGUACUACCAUGAAAUAGAAGUGCAGAAAUUACUACCUACCCAUCCACUGUGCCUGACUGUUCGCAAAUUCAUUAGCGAGCUUAUCACGAGGCUCAGUGUUUCUCCAUUGUGCCGUUUGAGCAUGCAUAUGGAAUUGCUGCUAGCGACUGGCUGCAUACUAGCAUAGAAUUCUUCAUUGGCCAACACAUUGCAAGCUUUUACUUGCAUGGUGCAUAGGUGGUGUGAAUUCCUCAGGGUGAGAACAGUGCGAUAUGGUCGCAUAUGAUUCGCUUAUAGUGUUAAAGAUUCCAGCUCGCAUAACCCGAAUACGUACAACCUCGAAAAAUGCAGUCAAUAUCUUGAAGCAGUAGACAAUCAAUAGUUUCUAUGUUGAAUGUUUUAAUUUCAUCGGAAUAACUGCCAUUAGCAGCCAAGCAGUGUUUGUAAGUGGGGCACAUGAAUUGCCCGGCUAGUACUAUGAAAAAUGCUGCUUAACUGUUAGCAGAAGUCACAUUCAGAGUUUAAAAUUUCAAAUGUCAAAUAUGCCAGACCUAUGAAAGCUAUAACAGUGCUUCCACCAAAAAACAAAAAAAAAAGUGUGAAAGAAAAUCGAUAAUGUAGAAGAAUUCUAAGUCCAAGCAGUUAGUCAGUCUAUCAACGGAGAAUUCAUUGACCUAAAAUGUUAUAGCGAUAUUUAUUUCUCACCAUUACAGAGGUCGAUGGAAGGUGUGAGAGAAAAAGUGUAACGCUUGAUGAGGUUCUCGCACUUUUCAAAACGGGCAACAGCAGGGAACAUCAUACAUUUCCACUCAUAUAAAUAACUUGACUGCUUCAGCAUUGGUGUAUAUGUAUCAGUGCUAAACCAUUUUCAGGUCUUUUGACAAAUUUGGAUGUAGCUGGAGGAGCCCGAAGGAUUGAAAUCUGAUGAAAAAGAUCUGCAGCCUAUGCUGUCUAUUCAGAAUAUAUUUUUAGCCACCGUGUAGGCAAAGCCUCGUGUUACACAAGAGUCGUAUUUUCAUGUUGAUGUGCUAUGCAUGUCUUUUUUGCCACCCGUCCUAAAAAUCCUGCAAACAGGGCAACUCGAAUGUGGCCGGAAGGGGAACGCCAUAGAAAAGUGUGAGCUGUUUCUGACGAAAACAGCUCAUUUUCGAGUAAAGGGUCGAGCUUGUUCGCACUCGUGGUUUCCCAACUUCGCUGCCACAUUCUGUUGUAAUCCGCUCUUGCUUUAGAAGAGAGCGAUCUUCCGCAACCUUAAUAUGUGCUUCCUCAGCAUUGUAGCGGUUUACUGUACGCCUAAGGAGUAGGCAGUGCCUAUGCAGCUACGUUAGCACAGCAUUUAAGUGCACAUGUAAGGGAGGAGCGCCGAAACACUUCAAAUGAGUGCGCGUGGCGAGCUGCAAGACCAAAGUGUUCUUCAGUGUCUGGUUUCUGUGCCUCUCGGAGCUUGGUGGCAACACACUAUUCUAUAACCAGCUUUGAGAUCGAUUCCCAGCGUGCACUGUGUAGGUGCUGAGGCAGUGCUACUGUGAACUGUCAGGGUCAACAUGCCUUUAACUCUCAAAUUAACUUACGCAUACUACAGUGUAUGAGGAAAGCCUUCUGGGGUGUGCAUUUCAGCCAACAGGAUUGACAGAUAGGGUCACCAUAGCAAAGGUGACCUUCCACAGAAAAUGCUGGCGAUCAUUUUUGCACUGUGCAUAAACAAUCUUGUGCACCCUUUUUUAAAAGCAUUUGUACCGUACAAGAUCUGUGUACUGUGUGAUGUUGGCUGCUAAAUAUGCAAUAUCACAAUAACUUUUAUAUCCUUGUGCAGUGCUUGUUGUUUGCUGUUGGUUAAGGCUUUGGAACUGGUGAAUGCACUAGCCUUCGAUUGUGCAAUAUUGUAGAGUGGGAUCCUAGACAUGAAAUCACUUUGGUGUUUUCGAGCUUAUACUAUAUACUGCUGAAGUGAAGUGUAACAUAUAUAUGUGGUAUAUGCAUAUCGUAAGGUACAGGUGGGGAAAAUGCACACAGUAGUAGUAUUCAAUCAGAAAAUAAGGAACAGAUUUUGUAUAACAUUUUUCUUGUGUGAAUUUUGGCACGCAAGUGUGGCUGUUUGAUAUUAUUGCUCAUUUUUGGUACAUGUAUCGUGAAAACUACUAGCAUUUUAUAGAUGUCUCUUUCUUUAUUUAUGACCUUUGCAAACACCGCUGUCAUGGACACAUGGGUAUCCAGUUAGAUGUGGGUUUAAAUGGGUACUGACAAACUUGACGGGUUUUUCCCCCAUGUACUUCAAGUUCUGGUAGACAUUCUAAUUGCAUGUAUGUGCAGCCCCCAAAAUCUUUAACUAGCGUGCGUAGCGGCAACUUUAUCCGUGCAUCAGUGCCGCAUGAUGGAGCCUAUUGGCAUGAAAUGGUUUUUUGGGCAUGCGCUUUGUUGAUGUACUUUUACCGUCACCCUCUUUUCAACUUGGCUUUGUCAUAUGGUGCGGAUGCACAGGAAAUGUCGGAGCACGGGCACGCCAUUUAAAGAUAUGGGUGAUUGUACGUAUAGAAGCAUGAGUGUUUCUAAGGACAUAGUCGCUUACUAGGACAGAAUGAGUCCAGAAUAGUUUUCAACUUGACUGGCUUCAUGUUGAGUUUGUUUUUGUUAAGCUUCAAAUUUUGUUGUAAGUGUAAUAUGUACAUAUAUCUUUUAUUGCAAUGUGCAUUAUUGUAUGAAAAAGCCGUUUAUUAUGCCACUAUCAGUUGGCACUCUAAGAACAAGUUAUAUUUUUUGUUUUGUUUUUAUUAACAUUUCCUAACUAAUGACACACUAGUGAAAUAUGUUUGUUUUCAAAGUUACCAUAAUCAUAUGGUAGCUUUGGGACGUUAAA